GAAAUGCGUGGAGACGCGUAGACAAUAGACCUAGCCGUAGCUCUUGAAGCCAGUUUCGGACUCGACACGGCCUACGUGUAAUAUUACACACCGAGGGCGCUGCAUAUGCACAGGCAAAGUGGUGCUACAGUUGUACAUGUACGUAGCACGUGUGCAAUUCUGUGUAACUUCUUCGCAUUUCGAUUGAAGCAGAUCAAAGAAGUCUCAGCUGCUGAAAAGCAGUAACUCAAUCCCACCAUGAAUGGCCAAUCAGGUCUUCACCAUGUCACCAGCGAUGACAAGAAGAAGAAGCGACAGCGGCUGAAGAAGUUGCAGGCCGAUAUCAAACAACAGGUGGAGUUUUACUUCAGUGAUUCUAACCUGCGUAAAGAUCGUUUCCUUAAGCAGGAAAUUGACAAGUCUGAAGAUGGAUAUGUUAACAUUGCAACCAUCGCAAACUUCAACCGAAUGCGGAAUCUCACCACGGACGAAUCGCUGAUAGCCAGGGCACUGCGGGACUCUGAUUUGCUCAAGGUUAGCGAAGACAAGACCAAGCUGCGGCGAAAGACACCGGUUGAGGAACCGAAAUACAACAUUGACGAUGUCACUGUCUUUGUGGAAAACCUGCCUCACAAUGUUGACCAUGACAUGCUUCAGAAGGCCUUCAGCCCUUGCGGUAUCAUCGACUACAUCAGCCUGCCGAGAUACAAGAAGACUGGCGAUCCCAAGAAGUUUGCAUUUAUCGAGUUUGCAACUCCUGAAGGGGCAGUGAAAGCCUGCAAGCUCUUAAAUAACCCUCCAAGAGACAAGCCUAAACCUGAUGGUCACUUCCCAACAACGCGGAAAGGGCGUCUGAUACUACCACAGCAGGCAGAGGCGUCUGAGCUGCAACUGAAGAGCAUGAAGUUAGAGAAGUACGGCAAACAGAAAGUAAGCAAAAGGAAGAGGGAGGCAAGUGGAAUGGAAGAGACAUCUCCAGAAGCCAAGAAGGAGCAGAUACCCAAAAAGAAGGAGGCAUCUUCAUCAAACAGGAAGCGGAACAUUAGUGAAGAAACCAAGGAAGAGACUGAGAACAGAGGACAGCUUGAGAAGAAGGCUAAGACGAAAGCAGAGGCAUCUCAGGGAGAGGUUUCAAAGAAGCAUGAUCAGCAGCCCUGUAUUAAAACCAAUCAAAGGAAAGAACAGAAAAUGGACUCCAGGAAGAGGAAGCACUCUGGAGGGGACGACACCCUUGAGAAAUCAUCACACGGCAGCAAAAACCACGAGGCCAGGUCACACAAAGAUGAUAAGUCAGACAUGGGGGCCAAAGUUGAGAGGUCGGCUAGGGACACAACCAAGAAGGUUGCCGGCUCGGAAACUCAUAAGAGGAAACGGGAAGAUUCUGAAAGCAGCGGGGAGGCUUCAAAGGCCAAGAGGUCAUCAUCAGGUUCUCACAGAGACAAGGAUGGUGUGGAAGAUGGCAGGGAUGCUAAGAGGAGGAGGGCGGAGUCAGAAAUGGAAGAGGAGGAUGGAGACAAGAAGAGGAAGAGAAGGAGCCGGAGUCGUAGAAACAAGAAGGAGGAAGGAAAAACUGCUCCUCUGAUGCAGCUCAGAGUCAUUCCUAAAAAGGAGUGGUUGGAAUUGAAGGCGGAAUAUCUCACCCUUCAGAAGGCCAGCCGGCAGCAGAUGAAACAAGCGCUUCAAGUAGAAUGGGCCAAGAGAAAAGCACGACUAGAGUCACAGUCACCAGAUAAGAAGGUAGCUGAAGUGAAAUCCGCCGAGCCAGAGUUCCAUCCCGGUGUAGUGGUCAAAAUCAAGAGUGACAAGCCAUUUGCGUCUCGCAAAGAAAUCCGAGAACAGUUGGAAGGGAUUUCCCCAGUGGCCUACAUUGAGCUGAAUGCUGGGGACACUGGUGGCUUCAUACGACUGCAGUCUGCAGAGGGUGCACAGGCAGUACUUGGAAAAGCCGGCAGUCUUUCCAAUGAUGGUGGUUCAGUAGAACUGAACCUGUUGACAGGAAAAGAUGAGCAAAAGUACUGGGAGAAGCUUAGAGCUGAUAGAGUGGCCAAACUGAGCUCUAGUAAGAAGAGGAAAAAUAAGAAACGUGGCAUCGAGCGGAUCAAGGAGAAGUCUGAGAGGGUCCUGGGCACUGACAAAUCUAAAGGGGACCGCAUUGUCUUCGAGGGUGAUGACUGAAUAGAUGCCUGAACACUGGCGACAAAUUGGCUCCGUUGCCGUUAUCAAGAAUUGCUUCAUUCUGUAGCGGCAUCCCGUUACGAGACUACGGACUGAUGGAUGCAACGUGGGAUUAGUUAAAGCUCAAUUCGGUACAUGUAAACACAAAAACCUCUCCUUUGGUGAUUGAGCUUAAAUCUGUUAUGGUGAAAUUUUUGCAUUGCAUUCCAGCAUAGUUAAUAGUAUGGGGUGCACAAGUAUCUAAGCAUAUUUUUUGUCGAGGUAAGAUGGAGUCAAAAUUUAAAACCAACUCGCACACAGAUCAUCGCUUGUUUUUGCUUAUUAACUCAGUUGUUGUUUUGACAGUGUUUGAGCGUGUUGUAUGACGGAUGCCGCAAGUCAGUGGCCUGGUUUCUCAUACCAUUUCCGGAUAAUUACUUUUCAUCUUUCACUCAGUGUUGCUUUUAUAUUUAAAGUUGUAUCCCUAUGAACCUAGGUUUAAAAGUAGUUUAAGAAAAGUCAAAUAACAAAGAAGAGGGAGGAACGAAUCAAGAUAACCAUAUUGAGACAUCUUAUAAUAGCAUAAAAACAGUUUGUUUAUUUUGACCCUUCCUGUUGCAGUGCAACAUCCUGAAGCAGGUCGUUCCAUUUGCCAGUGUAUUCAUCAUUCUGGAAUCUUCAGGAUUGUGCGAGUACAUUUUUAUUUGCACUGUAGCAUUUUUGUGUAUGUGGUCUGUUAUGGAUGACAGACUUGUACGUUUGCAAUAAAACAGUUUCAAUAUCACAACUCUCCUUAAUAGAAUUGUA
Messenger RNA from Acanthaster planci (crown-of-thorns starfish), 2940 nucleotides. RefSeq names its product La ribonucleoprotein 7, transcriptional regulator (gene larp7). Gene Ontology annotation, molecular function: RNA binding. The record is from RefSeq and is a predicted model, not a curated record. Gene Ontology annotation, biological process: RNA processing. NCBI's taxonomy places the organism in Eukaryota, Metazoa, Echinodermata, Asteroidea, Valvatida, Acanthasteridae. Gene Ontology annotation, cellular component: nucleus; ribonucleoprotein complex.